CCCCAACGGAAAGUUCGGCUCCGGCUGCGCGAGGCACAGAGCCCGGGAAUGAGAAGGGGUCGGGGGGCGUGCUGAGGGGACCGGGCGGCGGCGGCGGCCAGGCGGGGGCAACUUCUCCCGGGAAAGCGCCUCCUGCCGACCCCGCGAGCCGCAGCCCCCGAGUGGGCUCGAGGUGGUUUUUCCCUUGCCUCUGCCUCCCCCUGCGGAUUCAAGACGCGGACCUUGGUCCUGGCGCUCCCGCUGCCGGGUGACAAGAGCCAGCGCCGCCGCCGCCGCCGCCGCCGCCGCCGCCUCGGCCGCCGCUCCCUCCGCCCGCCGGCCGCCCCCCGGCCGCAGCCCCUGCCUCCUGCCUCCUGCCUCCUGCCAGCACCAUGGAGUUCUCCGAGAGGAAGAGGAGCAGGAAAUCCCAGAGCUUCAAACUGGUGAGCCGAGAUUAUCACCAUGAGGUAUAUAAGAUCUCAGAAUUCAGCAACGAUGUUAAUGGGGAGGCCAAAGAGACACAACCCAUUUAUUUAGGAAACGAAAGCAUGGAAAUUAAAAAACAAAUUACAGGAAUGAGAAGAUUACUGAAUGACAGCACUGGGAGGAUCUAUCAGCGUGUCGGCAAGGAAGGAGAAAAAUUAAAAGAAGAACCCCAGGAUUUGGAUUCAGUCUGGCCUCCGCGCUUGAACUCCACUGCUGAGGCCCCCCAGAGCCUCCACCCUUCUUCACGUGGAGCGUGGAAUGAGUUACCGCCCUCCAGCGGGCAGUUCUCAGGGCAGUAUGGCACCCGCUCUAGAACCUUCCAGAGUCAGCCCCACACCACUGGGAGCUCCAACGGAGAACUUCCAGCAGUGAAUUCGUCAGGUGGAUCAAACUGCUGUACUUGUAACUGCCAGUCAACGUUGCAGGCCAUCCUCCAAGAACUCAGGACCAUGCGGAAAUUAAUGCAAAUUCAAGCAGCUGGAGCCCAAAACAGACAACAACCCCCCAUUUCCCUCAUGUGCUCCCAGCGAACCGCUGCCUCGCGCAAGAGAAAUAAAAAGAAAAAAGUGCCCCCGAAGACUGUCGAGCCUCUGCCCGUGAAACAGAAGGCCGGCGUGUUGGGAACCGAGAAGCCAGCCGUGGCCUCUGAGCAGUCUGGUCCCCCGGCGGCCGAGCACCCGUCCCCCGGGGACAGCCGCGUCCUCGGAUUCGGCAUUGUCCUGGAAUCGCCGGCCUCAGAUCCAGAAGUGCAACUUGCUGAAGGCUUUGAUGUGUUCAUGCCUAAAUCACAGCUGGACUCUAUAUUGUCAAACUACACUCGCUCAGGAAGCCUUCUGUUUAGAAAGCUGGUGUGUGCGUUUUUCGACGACAAGACUUUGGCUAACUCCUUACCCAACGGGAAGAGGAAAAGAGGACUCAACGACAACCGGAAAGGACUAGACCAAAAUAUUGUGGGUGCAAUAAAAGUCUUCACAGAAAAAUACUGUACCGCUAAUCAUGUGGAUAAACUUCCUGGCCCGAGAGACUGGGUACAGAUUCUACAGGAUCAAAUUAAACUGGCCAGAAGAAGGUUAAAAAGAGGCUCAGCAGAGGCAGCGGACGGUGAUGAGAGACUGGACGGCAUCUCUCUACCGCCAACAGGUAAAACACAUUUCCAUUUCCAACACCCGCUGGAAAAUACAGCCCCUGAAAACACUGGCAUUGAAAAUGUGCGUAACGUCAGAGGUGCAGAGGCUUGAGCAGACUGCUCCUGGCCCCGGCCCUAGGAAUCAGAGCUUCUCAGUGCCUUGUGCUCAGAGAUAUUUUUACAUUGAGUAUGAAAAGCUCCUUUUGCCUCACGCCCUGUCUCCUAGUCUCAAAAACCUCAGAACAGCAAGCCCUAAGACCUUGGUGUCACAACAUGUGCCUCCCCAAACCUGCCGCCGUUGAAAGUACUUUAACAGGAAAUGAUAUUUCUUUUUAGAACAAGGAUCACCAGUUCUGUGGUGAAAUUCAUGUCCGUUCUGUCCCCGUCCACUGCCCCCACCCCAAAAGGGUUUUGAGAGGCAGUCAGUCAUUGCUCUUCUUAUAACGGGCACCUGACGAAUACGGGUGUUUUAAGCGAGUGACUGAAGCAGCCAGUCCGUCUAGCAUGGGUGCACAUUCCUAGAACCCGAACCAGAUCAGCCAUAGAACAUGGUAAGCCAUAGACAUAAUUCCAGGUUCGUAUCCUUUGUGACCUUGGCCUCCUGCCUCUGUGUUGGUUCCUCCCCGAGAGCCCAAGAGACGGGAUCUGAUCAGUUUGCCAGAUGAUAAUUUAUUCCCUCAGUAGUUGUGGGGGCUCUUUAUUGACUGCCCUCACGAGACUACCUGGAGAUUCUCUGCCCACCAAACCCAGACACCCCCAAAAAACCCUCUAAGUGAAAAUGCUCAAUUCCAGAUUUGGGGUGGCAAGUUUUAAAUAAAAUUCAGCAAAUCUCAGUACAGUAGCCAGUCUGUGUAGGAACUCGGCUAGGUCACCUGUUCCUUGAUGGCACUUGUCCCGGGAUGGCAAGGAAAGCAGAGCUCGCAGGUAGGACAGACCGGGUGAGCGAGCCUCAGAACGAUGAGAAAGCUCAACCGUGCAAACGAUGCAGAACCUUCUCGGUCACCGCGUAGCUAAGCAACAGAUCGAUGGACAAACAAAUGAAAUGAGCCGCCUGGUGCAAAAAGGACCUGCUUAUAUCGAGCUCUUCCCAUAUACGGCCGUCUCCUUGUUGGGCUCUGUUUCCACAUUUAUGAAUUAAGAUAAUUGAAAUGCAUGAUCUCUAUUGUUCCUUCCCAUCGUGUCCUCGUCUGUCAGGACAACUCGGGUUAGCCUUGUUCUUAUCACACCUGGCCCCCUCCCAGCAGAUGCAGGAAAUAUUACUACCAGUAACGAAAUUGUGCAUUUCGGGAGGCAGACUUCCUCCCCCGGCUGCCCCAGCCCCGCUGGCCCCGGGGCAUUUGGGCCGCCCGUCCUCACUGUCUUCUGACACCCUGGACUUUUGCUGUUAUUGAAAGUACUACUAUAAUCACUUGAAAACCAUUCCCCUUGAAAUAAUACCUUUGCAUUUUC
Molecule: messenger RNA, 3040 nt
Organism: Lynx canadensis (Canada lynx)
Lineage: Eukaryota; Metazoa; Chordata; Mammalia; Carnivora; Felidae
Gene: BEND7
Product: BEN domain containing 7
Exons: 8
Coding region: 372-1703 (443 amino acids)
Molecular function (GO): DNA binding
Source: RefSeq, a predicted model, not a curated record